Messenger RNA from Maylandia zebra (zebra mbuna), 3814 nucleotides. RefSeq names its product WD repeat domain 91 (gene wdr91). Gene Ontology annotation, cellular component: early endosome membrane; late endosome membrane. Gene Ontology annotation, molecular function: phosphatidylinositol 3-kinase inhibitor activity; protein binding. Gene Ontology annotation, biological process: negative regulation of phosphatidylinositol 3-kinase/protein kinase B signal transduction; early endosome to late endosome transport. Lineage: Eukaryota; Metazoa; Chordata; Actinopteri; Cichliformes; Cichlidae. The record is from RefSeq and is a predicted model, not a curated record.
UUUUUAUAACUAUCGACGUCCCGCUGUGGAUGCAUAACGGUGAUCUAAUGUUGUUUUAAGUUAGCGGUCAGUGCAUGAAGAGGAAGUGUUUUAGGUGAAUUAUUGCUAAUGGAGUGAACGCUACUGAAGUUUAAAAAGAAAUUGAGCAAUAUUACCUUUUACCUUCUUCAUCCUUUAGUUGAGAAAAGUGACAUUAAGUGGGUUAGAUUGUCAUGUUAAUAUUGUGAUGUCAGUGUUUUGAAGUCUGUUAAAUAAUCGCUGACAUACAGUAACUAAAUACAUUUACUCAAGUAGCUCUGCCUGUUUCACAGCUCAAAAUAAUCCUUUUUUAAUUUUACUGUCUACUGUUUCAUGUCACUUGUCUCAAACAACCUGCUUUAGCUCCUCCUACUUUAAGCCACCUUUCUUCUGAUUGGCUGUCUUCUGUAAACAGAAAUUCUGUGGCGAGAUGACUAGAAAUAAGGAAAAUAGGUCCGCUUAAUCUACUAAAAUGUGUAGGAACUUUAUACCGAGUAGCGGUGAAAAAGAGAACAUUCUGUCUGCUUAAAAUAAUGUGCGGAAACUUUAAGGUGGUCUGAAUCCUUUCUUCAUCUACCUUAUUUCUAAACAUUUUCAUGCAGUGAUGUUUAUAGACUUUUAUUCUGAAGAAAAUGUAUCUGCACACUUAGUAACCUCAGUAUUAGCAGAGGUUGUAAACUAAUGUACCAAAAAUAGCCCCCUUCAGGCACCCCCCCCCCCUGCAAAAAAAAAAAAAAAGAAAUCCCUGUGCACCUGUGCAGGUGCAUGAUCAGUUUCCUGGCUGGCUGACAGGCCACAAAUGGUUCCUUCCUCUCACCCUCAGCACUGGAGCUCCAUAAAAUUAUGUGCCGAGAGCAGGACUGUUCUCAAAUAAUAAUGCAUCUGCCCACUGGUAUGAAAUCAACCACCUUUCACCUGGUAUAAGGAGAGCAACUUUGAGCUGAACUCAGGAAACCGAGGGGACCAUGAAAAAACAGCAGAGUAUUAUUCUACCCUCUCAGUAUAAAUCAGGCCUAGGUAGAGAAAGUGGAUAACUUCAAGUAACACCCUGCUGAAGAAAUCCCAUCAAGGCUUCUACAACCUCAUGCGAUUAAAGUACUUCAAACUCCUGCUCAGGGCGCUUAGGAAUCUCUGCACUUCUGGGAAGGGUGCAUCAUUCCCUGGGCAUGACCACUUAUCCAUCAGGAGGGUAGUUGAUUCAGCUGAGAGAAGAGGAUGUGUACUUCAGAUGAUGCAGAUCUAGAGCCGAGAGGAUCGCGGGAGAUUCUUCCAGCCACCCUAACAGCUGACUGCCAUUGGGGAGACACUACUGUGUGCUGUUUAUAUGCUGCCAGCACAGAAACAAUAUGGAGAAGCUUUGAUCUUCAUGCCAUCAGACUGCUAAAGCCCACACCACCCACUACCUACACAUUACUCAGCUACUCGGGUCAGAGGUCACCAUGGGCUCUGCAGUGGAAAGGACAGAUGAGCAUGUGAGGGAGUAUCUGAUCUACCGUGGCUUCACCAACACUCUGAAACAUCUGGACAACGACAUAAAAGCUGACAAGGAGAAAGGCUUCAGGGUGGAUAAAAUCAUCGAUCAGCUGCAGCAGUUUGUCCAGAGCUUUGACCUGGCUGGUCUGAAGGAAUAUUGGCUCUACCUGGAUAAACGUCUGUUCAGCAGACUCGAGGAUGUUUACAGAUCCACCGUCAACAAGCUGAGGAUCAGCCUGUACAGAUACUACAUCAUCAACACCGUGCAGAAAGGAAACCUGGAGAAGACUCAGGAGUUUUUCCAGAAGCAGGCGUCAGAGCUGCAGGGUCAGGCUGAGUGGCGUGAUUGGUUCAUCCUGCCAUUUAUCUCCUCCCCUGAGCAGAACUCCGCCUUCUGUCAGUACUUCUCCCGCCAGUGGUCUGACACCUUCCUGGUUUCACUGCAUAACUUCCUGUCGGUGCUCUUCCAGUGUAUGCCUCAGCCUGUCCUCCUCAGCUUCGAUGCUGAAGUCCAGAAGAUGACCUGCCUGAUGGAGGAGAACGAACAGCUCCGUCAGCUGCUGUUCGCCCUGCAGACGGAGAGCCGGGAUCAGAGGGAUAGAGAUGAGAUGAUCCACCACAAGCUGCCGACAUACGUCCAGAACAUGGACCGACUGGGAGACACUGAGCUGGACUUAGUGACGAGCCAGCGAGCUGUCAGCACUGCCACCACCCCUACCAGAAACUUCUUCUCAACAUUCCUACCACAAGGCAGACGAGCCCCAGGGAAACCAAUGCAAGCCAUCUCUGGGUCCUCACCAAGCCAGGCAGCAAUGGGCAGGAAGGACCCACUGAGUAAUCAGCCUGUGAAAUCUAAAGAAGCAGGCCAAGUUAAGGAGGUGAAGCCAGCAUCUACCCAGUCAUCAACCAGUGAACCAGUGAGCUCCCAGUCCCAGCUGUCUACAAACCAGUCAGGGAACCAGAAUUCGAGACACAAAAGAAUCCAAGAUCAUGAGAAGGAGAGGAAGGAGCUUUUCUCCAAACCACCACCACAGACAUCAGAGAAGAAAGGGGAGCUGGGGGAGGUGGAGCCUCCCAUUGAGUCCUCAAGUGAACCUACCGAUUCCUCAAACAGCAGAAGCUGCGGUCCAAGCCAAGAGGAACCUCCCUUCAUUAAACUCAGCCAGGAGGAGUACGGAGAACACCACUCAUCCAUCAUGCACUGCAGGGUUGACUGUUCUGGUCGCCGUGUCGCUAGCUUGGAUGUUGACGGAGUCAUCAAGGUGUGGUCGUUCAACCCCAUCAUGCAGACCAAAGCCACCAUCAUGUCCAAAUCUCCUCUAAUGUCUCUGGAGUGGGCCACCAAACCAGACCGACUGUUGUUAUUAGGCAGCGGCGUUGGCACAGUACGGUUGUAUGAUACGGAAGCCAAGAAGAAUCUCUAUGAGAUGAACAUCGACGAGGCUCAUCCACGUAUCUUGUCUUUAGCCUGCAGCCCCAGCGGUUCAUCAUUCGUCUGUUCAGCUGCAGCUCACAGUCGAUCUGGAAGUGGCGAGUCUGCUCCUCGACUUCCCAUAACGGUGUCUGGUCAGCUGCUGCUAUGGGACACCAAGACUGUCAAACAGCAGCUCCAGUUCUCUUUGGAGCCAGAACCAGUAGCCAUAAACUGCACAGCCUUCAAUCACAAUGGAAACCUGCUGGUGACUGGAGCCGCUGACGGAGUCAUCAGACUGUUUGAUAUGCAGCGGUAUGAGAGCGCGAUGAGCUGGAGAGCUCAUGAUGGGGAAGUUUACAGUGUGGAGUUCAGCUAUGAUGAAAAUACCGUCUUCAGCAUCGGAGAAGAUGCCAAGUUUAUCCAGUGGAACAUCCAUCGCUGUGGGGUUAAGCAGUCGGAGCAGAUUUUACCUCAGGACGCCACCGGGCCCUUCGUCCUGUCGGGGUACAGCGGCUACAAACAAGUUCAAGUCCCUCGAGGUCGACUCUUCACGUUUGACUCUGAAGGUCAACACGUCCUGACCUGUUCUAGCUCCGGUGGACUCAUAUACAGACUGGCCAGUGGGGAGUCAGCUCUGGAGAGGGUGCUGUCACUGGGGGGGCAUAAAGCACCAGUGGUGACCGUCGACUGGUGCUCAGCAGUGGACUGCGGCACCUGCCUGACAGCCUCCAUGGACGGGAAAAUCAAACUGAGCACGCUUCUAGCACAGAAGUCCUGACUGGGGACCUAACGGAGGUCCUCUGUUCUUGUGUGUCUGUGCAGAGAUGAAAGGAAGACUCGAGGAAUGUUUCAUGAUACAAACAAACCUGUUUUUAAAUCAAAUUAGGAUUAAAAUCUCACUGAAGGUUC